CAUGUGUACAACUCGUCGAUGAUUCCAUAUUAGAGAUCGUGUGCGUUUUAAGAUGGCAGACAAUGCAAAUAACGAAGCGAUGUUGUUGUUUUUCAUCGUCGCUUUUUCAGGUAAAUAAAUACUUUUAAUGAACUGGUAUACAGCGAAAAACACAAUAUUGUAAUUUUGAUAAUGCAAAUGAGUGGCAGUCACUUUACGUUUCAGUUGUUUUUUUUCUAGGAGUCCUAAGCUUAAACACAUCCAGGGAUAUAAAUAUGGUGGAAUACCCCGAACCAAUCAAGAUGACAAUUCUUGGCGAAAAACUCGAACUUCAAUGGAAAUAUCAAGUCAACAAAUCGGGAAAUAACAACUGGAAAAUUAGUUUGUAUGAAUACAAUUACAACAGUGGCACAAAAACCAAAAUUUUGGCGCUACUUCAGUCUGGAAUAACAAUUUCAAAUCCAAACUACUUGGCCCUUGGGUUGCGAAAGCUUAAUAUGGAGCUUUCAUAUGACAAGGCUGAGAUAUCCAUACCAAAUACAACAUUUGACGAUUCGACAACCGGUUAUGGAAUUAUAUUUCAAGCCAGCGAUGGCAAUGGUGCGGAGGGGUAUUUUGAAAAAUUCACUGAAAUCAACAUUGUCGGUAGGUUUAAAAAAAACACAAAAUUCAUAUCUUCUUUAAGUUCUUCUUAAAUUAAUUUUCCCAAUUUCCCCAUUUUGUUAAACAUUAUUAUUCAAAAAUGUUUCCAAGAAUGAAAGGUGAAAUAUUAUUAUAUUGUUUUAGGCACGUGCAAGUUAACUAUCAAUGAAUGUAAUUUAAAACGCAUUUCGUAG
This is a messenger RNA of Paramuricea clavata, 815 nucleotides long. The record is from the annotation of a GenBank genome assembly. Lineage: Eukaryota; Metazoa; Cnidaria; Anthozoa; Malacalcyonacea; Plexauridae.